Corvus hawaiiensis (hawaiian crow) is the source of this 1195-nucleotide messenger RNA. It is a transcript of the gene SSU72, whose product is annotated as SSU72 homolog, RNA polymerase II CTD phosphatase. The coding region runs from base 64 to 648 and encodes 194 amino acids. Gene Ontology annotation, biological process: termination of RNA polymerase II transcription. The transcript is spliced from 5 exons. Lineage: Eukaryota; Metazoa; Chordata; Aves; Passeriformes; Corvidae. Gene Ontology annotation, molecular function: RNA polymerase II CTD heptapeptide repeat phosphatase activity. The record is from RefSeq and is a predicted model, not a curated record. Gene Ontology annotation, cellular component: mRNA cleavage and polyadenylation specificity factor complex; nucleus.
GCUGCGCCGCCAUUUUGUGCGAGCGGCGGCCGGGAGGCGCGGGCAGCCGCAGCCGUGCCCGCCAUGCCGUCCGCGCCGCUCCGCGUGGCCGUGGUGUGCUCCAGCAACCAGAACCGCAGCAUGGAGGCGCACAACAUCCUCAGCAAACGAGGAUUCAGCGUCCGAUCCUUUGGCACAGGGACUCACGUGAAACUGCCAGGACCAGCCCCGGACAAGCCAAAUGUUUAUGACUUCAAAACAACAUAUGAUCAGAUGUACAAUGAUCUGCUUAGGAAAGACAAAGAACUAUACACACAGAAUGGAAUUUUACACAUGUUGGACAGAAAUAAGAGAAUCAAGCCACGACCAGAAAGAUUCCAGAACUGCAAAGAUGUUUUUGAUUUGAUCCUAACAUGUGAAGAAAGAGUCUAUGAUCAAGUAGUAGAAGAUUUAAAUUCCAGAGAGCAGGAGACGUGUCAGCCAGUCCAUGUGAUCAACGUGGACAUUCAGGAUAACCACGAGGAGGCAACGCUGGGUGCUUUCCUCAUCUGUGAGCUCUGCCAGUGUAUACAGCACACAGAAGAUAUGGAAAAUGAAAUAGAUGAGCUGUUACAGGAAUUUGAAGAGAAAAGUGGAAGGACUUUUCUUCAUACUGUCUGCUUUUAUUAAAGCACAUCUGUCUCUUAGGCCUUAAUACAGAUGAGGGAAGCAUGUGUUUAAAGUUCUGAUUAUACUGUAUUUUCCUGGAAAAUGAAUAUUGAUCUUUUGUUUGUUUGUUUGUUUGUUUGUUUAAAAACUCCUUUUCAGUGUCCUUUUUUUUUUUUUUUUUUCAGGUAUUCUGUCACAGGUAGGCAGAGAUACUGCUUGGGCUUGUACAUAUAAAAAAUGAUUAAAAGUAUACACAAAGGCCACCUAUUUAAAAAUGAAAAUCAAGUUUUUCUUUAAAUCCUACUUUAAUUAUUAUAAGUAGGUUUUUAAUUAUAAAGAGAAUGUUUCUUGAAUAUAAGUUUAUAAUGUAUUUUUCCAGCUUAUGGAUUUAUUUUAUUUCAGUUGUGCUUUUUUUGGGGGUUUUGUUGGUUUUUUUUUUUUUUUUAAUUUUAAUGUGACAGAAUGGCUGAACUCUGUGAGGAUGUGAAUGGAACAAUGAAAAAACCGAGUAUCUGUAUAUUAUUAGCUAUAAAGUUGGAAGCAUCCAAUAAAAAUAAAAAACCUGUAA